Molecule: messenger RNA, 1071 nt
Organism: Anthostomella pinea
Lineage: Eukaryota; Fungi; Ascomycota; Sordariomycetes; Xylariales; Xylariaceae
Source: the annotation of a GenBank genome assembly
AUGGCUGGACUGUUCGGCACAUCCUCCGCUGCGGCCGCGAGUAACACCAUAGGGGACCUCAAGAACGAUGUCGCCAUCUCCAACCCUCCCGAGGACACCAUUUCCGACCUGACCUUCUCUCCCGCCGCGAAUAUCAUGGCCGUCGCCAGUUGGGACAAGAAGGUGCGGAUAUACCAGAUAUCGGAUCAAGGAGCCAGUGAGGGAAAACACAUCUACGAACACGAAGCGCCAGUUCUGAGCGUAGACUUCUCCAAGGAUGGCCAAAAACUCGUUUCGGCCGGAGCCGACAAGCAAGCCAAGGUCUGCGAUCUUCAGACCCUCCAGUCCGCACAAGUUGCGCAGCACGACCAGACAGUCAGAGCCGCCCGCUUCUUCGAGCUGCCCAACUCGAACGGCCCCAUGCUGGUAACGGGUUCGUGGGACAAGACCGUCAAGUAUUGGGAUCUGCGGCAGAGCACCCCGGUUGCAAGCAUUACGUGCCAGGAACGUGUCUACUCCAUGGACGUGCGCAACUCACUUCUCGUCAUUGGCACCGCCGACCGAUACAUCAAUGUUGUCAACCUCCAGGACCCCAUGAAAUUCUACAAGACACUGCAGAGCCCGCUCAAAUGGCAAACACGUGUGGUCAGCUGCUUCACCGAUGCAUCAGGUUUUGCGAUUGGUAGCAUUGAGGGACGUUGUGCGAUCCAAUACGUCGAGGACAAGGACUCGGGCUCCAAUUUCUCAUUCAAGUGUCAUCGCGAUCCGCCUACAGGCAACGUCACUCAGGUGUAUUCCGUCAAUGACAUCUCAUUCCACCCUCAGCAUGGCACUUUCAGUACUGCUGGUAGUGACGGCACUUUCCAUUUCUGGGAUAAGGACGCCAAGCACAGACUGAAGGGCUACCCAUCCGUCGGUGGAAGCAUCACAGCGACGACAUUCAACAGCGCCGGCAACAUAUUCGCCUAUGCUGUCGGGUACGACUGGAGCAAGGGCUUCGCUGGCAAUAACCAGAACUAUCCCAACAAGGUGAUGCUACAUCCCAUAGUAGGCGAUGAAUGCAAGCCCAGGCCUAGUGUUAAGAAGCGGUAG